This is a messenger RNA of Amoebophrya sp. A25, 2119 nucleotides long. Lineage: Eukaryota; Dinophyceae; Syndiniales; Amoebophryaceae. The record is from the annotation of a GenBank genome assembly.
CGACGUUCUGGAUACGACAGAUGACCCAAGGAGAUUGACCGAGCAAGACGUUGUUAUAGAUACGAAACAAGUUCUUGCCUUGGAUAUUAUGGGGAUGGAUGAUACUAAUAAAGUUACCUUGGAGCAGGAUAGGAGUGAAGAUACUGUAGUAGACACCCCUAAGAUAAAAACAUCUGAGAAAGUAACUAAGUAACCUCCUCCCAUAACAGGAAUUCGUGGCUUUCCCCUUAACAUAAUAUGAGGCUGUGCUGCAAAUCUUGAUUGGCUCUUGCCCGUAAAACGGCGAAGGUUUAGGUCCAGCGACGCCCAAAGCACUAAAUAAAACAGCCGCUUAGUUUUUACCUCUACAAACUUAGGCUUAUCCCGUGCAAAAACUAAUAAAGUUACCUUGGAGCAGAAUAGGAGCCAGGAUAGGAGCGAAGAUCUUGUCCUAAAAACACGUCGCGGUCCUUGGAGUGGGGAUGCGGGGUCGUCGAUUAGUACCUUGGCUGAUGAUCCUAGCCUUGAUGGCACAGUCUUGUCCCUAUUGAAAGCGCUGGAGGACAAUGGUUCUGCCUUAUUUUCUCGCAACACCUGCUACAAUGCAAGUGUAGCGCGAACUCCGACAAAAAAUCGUCGCACCAGGAGGCUGCAAACAUCAAACAGCUGUCAACAACAUGUUUUCAAAAGAACGGCGGGAAACAGAAGCGGACUACGGGAGACAGGAGACCGCUAUACUAAUGAUAGUGAACAAGGAGACCACCUGGAGCUGGACGCGGCUCAAGCAUCGAGCCAGAACUUGGAUCUCUACUUUCCAAGAACAAUGGACUUCUCGACCGAACCACGUCAUCAGCAUGGGACGCCCCCGUCCUCUUUCUCGACCGAAUCACGAAGAUCUGCUCGUCCUUUAGAUGAAAGUCACCUAUUUUCCACGUUAGACGGUGAAGAAAAUCGCGCCUUUUUGUUGGAUGAGACUCCUUUGGGUCUUUCACCUUUUGGUCUAACGCCAGAAGGCAACAUACAUCAUGGAGUCUCAACAUCUACUUCCGGAAUAAAUACUGUACAACUAGCAAGUGCUGGCAAUCGUGGAGAAGUAGAUCACAUCAACUACAUGAACAUGUUUGCUGGAGGUGAAGCGGCGUCACGGUCUACCUCGUCUCAUCUCUAUCAAUUUGGUAGAAGUGGUCAGCUUCUAGGAGGUGGUGGAGCAGGAGGUGCACGUAACUCGGAGGAGCUUGAGGAGUUGGUGAGAUCAAGAAGUUCAGGGUCCAAGAAAAUCAGAUCAGCUAGACAAAUCUUAGCAUCAUCAGCAAAAAAGACACGUGGUGGUGGAGGUGGAAGUUAUAAUGAAGAUAAUGACUGCUGUAGUCCUCGUGGUAGAAGUAGAAGUUGUGGCAGUAGAAGUUUACUCGGCACUACAGCCACAUCUCGGCUCAGUAACGGGGAAGACGAUGGUAGCAAAAUUGAGACGAAGUCGAAGACGCUACUGGCCAGCAAAAGUUCUCACGCGGCGCCCUCUUAUCGAAGUCGACGGCGGCGGUUGAUGGUUUUUCUUUUCUCGCUUGUCGCCAGUGUCUUUUUCCUCGUUCUGUGUUACCUCUUCUUUUCUCACUCUUUCUUUGUCCCCGCGAAUACAACGUCGAACAAGCUAUUUGUUUCAUCCGGUAUAGCUUCGCCCGACGCUGCAAAUGAUAGCAACAAAACCCCGACAACUAUAACACAUGACACUAUGGACGGAGGACACCAGGAUCAUGCUGUAGUUUCUACUAGUGCAAUAAAAAAUGUCAACAUCAAUGGAACUACUUCUAGUUCUACUACACAUGGUACUAGAGGUCCACGUCGUGCAGACGACCACGGACCUCCUCCUGACUACAUCAAGGCGUUUUCGCCUCACUCCUCGCAGGGAACUGACGCGGCACCAGAGUCGCCUCUCGGCGUCACCGAUGACGAAGUCGUCAGUAGAAGAGCAGCCAGGAGAAUGCUGCUUGCACAAAUCCCUCUAGGCCCUUCACGGAAUCAUUUACUAGGCGUAGGUGGAGGACGUGGCAAACACCCUUCAGCUCGAGGAGGGUCAUCUCCUUUCAAGAACAAUGUCUUUGGUAGUACUGGUGUGCUGACUAGAUCUUCAGGUACAACAGGU